CACAUGCUUAAUUUCCUAAGUAAUAUUUUACUUGGAAGAUGAGAUUAGAAAAUCGGUAACUUGUUUUAAUUUCCUAAAAAACCUUUUGGUUUUGUAAUGAUUGUGGAUAAUGAAACGUCAAAAAAAAAAUUAAAAAAAAAAUUCAACUUAGUCUUCUACUCAUUACAAACUGAUUCUUGAAUUUGCAAUUAAAAGAAACUGAUUCUUGAAUUUCCGAAUGGAUUCUUGUUCUUCAAGAAACGACGGAAGACUGAUGUUCAAAUCAAGAACGCCCCGUUUUUUCAAGAUUAUUCUUGAUCAUUCAAAUCUUUACAUCCUAAGAAAAUUUGUCAGACUCUACGGAAACAAUCUGCCAAAUUCUGUAGUCCUCAAAGUUCCAAGUGGUGCAAAAUGGAAAUUAGAAUUAGUCAAAUCCGAUGGUGAUAUUUGGUUUCAGAAUGGCUGGCCGGAGUUUGUGAAGUAUUACUCUAUAGAUUAUGGGUUCUUUCUAGCAUUUGAAUACAAUCAGACAAAUUCUGAGUUCAAUGUAACAAUAUUCGAUACGAGUACAUUAGAAAUAGAUUAUCCGUUUGAGAUCGCCAACAGAAACAAUCAAGAAUCUAAUCUUGACCAAGAGGUUCAUCAAGAAACUGAAAUCUUGAAUCGAAAAUCGAAACGGAAAUCACCAUUACUAUUUCCUCAGCCUCCUAAUAAGAAAAUCAAGCUUGAGAAGUCUACAGGAAGUAGAACACAAACAUUGACACCUCAGGAAAAAGCCGAAGCAAUUAAAAGAGCAGCCUCUAAUUUUAAAUCUGAAAAUCCUUAUUUCAUGUGUGCAAUGCAGCCAACAUCUCUUCAUUGUAAAAGUCAUUAUAGACAGGCUAUACCAGCAAGCUUUGUGAAGAAAUAUUUCAACAAGCCACAAGGCAUUGCUAUGCUUAGUACUAUGGAUGGGAAUUUAUGGCCUGUUGAGCACAAGUAUUACGUUUUUAGUUCGUCAGCAAAAUUCAGUCGAGGUUGGAAAGAAUUUGCGAUAAGAAAUUGUUUGGAAAUCGGAGAUGUUUGCGUCUUUGAACUGGUCGAUCGUGCUAAUACGACAUUGAAAGUCGCCAUUUUUCGACAUAUCAAAGAAGCUAUCAAGAGCACAUCGCUUGGAAUCAACAAAAAAAAGAAACUAGAAGAGAGUUCUGGCUAUGAGAAGACUGUCCAAAGGCAUUUGUGUUCAAACUUUUCUAAAGCUGCUGAAUCUGCCAACAAAUUUACAUCCGCGAAUCCGUUCUUCAAAGCGAAUAUAUCAUCUGGUGCUAGCAUAGUGUAUGUGCCAUCUGAAUUUGCGAUGAAAUGCAGCAGAAAAAGCACAGGAAAUGUACGGUUACAAAUUGGAAGGAGAAAGUGGGCUGUCAAAUUAAUUAUCAACCGGUUUCGCGGAGGCUGUUUGUCUGCAGGAUUUAGUUUAUUUGCAACAGAAAAUAGUCUGAAAGCAGGAGAUGUUUGCAUCUUUGAGUUGAUCAAUUCUGAAUUGCUUCUGCUUAAAGUAACCGUUUUCAGAAAUACUGUGAAGUAACUUCUUGCAUACCUUUUUUUUUUGUAGUGAGGAAGAGAUUAAGUAGUCUUAUAACUCUAUUGAUUCCCACUAUUUUUUAUUUGUUUACAUGUUGAAAAUUGAAACUGAUUUGCUAUCCUAAUCAGCUUUAUGGUUCUGUGAUGGAUGACUUAAUAGAGUUUAAAGUUGUUUCAGAGUUUGAUUUGCUAUGAUUUUUCAAGUUAAAAAAUUUGAUUUGUUAAUAGUAGGGGUAGCCACGGCUCACAGACUACCAGUUCUGUUUCGGAACCGCCUGUUGACAGUCAAAUCCGGCCUUUCUCCUGUUCGGCUACUGUUUGGAUCCGGUUCUGUGUUUGACAUGAUCAGACACCCAUAUCUGAGGUCUUCUGUGUUUGGCAGGGGAUAUAUCCAUCUUUGAGCUUGAAAAUGGAAAAUUAUGCUUUUUGAAGUCUCUAUUUCCAGGUCUAAGGAUGCAUGUUAAAAUUGGUUGCAUUACUUUUCUGUACUCUUUUUCGGAGCUAGAUUGCAGACAGAUAGUUUUGUAGUAUAUCCAUUAUAACAAUUAUAUAAAUAAAAAUUUAAAAUCCAUUGUAACA
Messenger RNA from Mercurialis annua (annual mercury), 2118 nucleotides. RefSeq names its product B3 domain-containing transcription factor VRN1-like. The coding region runs from base 218 to 1543 and encodes 441 amino acids. NCBI's taxonomy places the organism in Eukaryota, Viridiplantae, Streptophyta, Magnoliopsida, Malpighiales, Euphorbiaceae. Gene Ontology annotation, molecular function: DNA binding. The transcript has 6 exons. The record is from RefSeq and is a predicted model, not a curated record.